UCUUACGUCCGACAGGAAAACGAAAGAAAGGCGAGUAUCUCUAACAAAACGAUGGCUGCAAUCAGGAAGAAACUGGUGAUAGUUGGUGAUGGAGCCUGUGGUAAAACCUGCCUCCUCAUUGUGUUCAGCAAAGAUCAGUUCCCCGAGGUUUAUGUGCCCACUGUGUUUGAAAACUACGUGGCCGAUAUUGAGGUGGAUGGUAAACAGGUAAGAUCUCAAUAUAAUGACUAAUAUCACAUUUCUAUGUUGUUCUCAUAUUUUCAGUUGUCCAUUAAUAAAACAUGCACUGUGUGGUCUGAGGCUCUGAACCUUAUGGGAUGGUUCAACGUUUAGCCUGAUACUGAUAUUGAUAUUGGAGUGUUAAUAAAAAUUUAUUAAGAAUGAUGAGA
This is a messenger RNA of Seriola aureovittata, 389 nucleotides long. Its product is annotated as ras-like GTP-binding protein O-RHO. The coding region runs from base 52 to 231 and encodes 59 amino acids. Gene Ontology annotation, biological process: small GTPase-mediated signal transduction. Lineage: Eukaryota; Metazoa; Chordata; Actinopteri; Carangiformes; Carangidae. Gene Ontology annotation, molecular function: GTP binding; GTPase activity. The transcript is spliced from 2 exons. The record is from RefSeq and is a predicted model, not a curated record.